Striga asiatica is the source of this 2525-nucleotide messenger RNA. Lineage: Eukaryota; Viridiplantae; Streptophyta; Magnoliopsida; Lamiales; Orobanchaceae. The record is from the annotation of a GenBank genome assembly.
AUGGACGCAGCAGCUGCGGCCGCCGCCGCCGCCGCCGCCGCCGCCGCCGCAUCGGAAACCCCAUUUGUCCGCCGGUCAUUUUUCACUAACAAUUGGAACCCCUCGUUGCUCGUUCUGCAUAGGCCCGCAGUAAAUCUUACGCCAAAGUUUCCACCCAGAAAACUCAGCUGCACCACUUGUUGUACGUCGCCGUACCACUCCCCGAUCUUUUUAUUCAACUCAAAUGUUAGGGUUCCCUUUCGGUUGUGUUCCUUCAAAACCAGUUGUUUGAAUGAUAAUAUCAGUGAAUCGGCGAGGGCUGUAAGUUUUGAGAAUAUUUUAGCAAGGAGAAGAAUAGCCAUUGCCGCCGUAGCUGUUGGGGUCCUCUUUAUAUUUAGAGGGCAAACGGCAUUGGCGGUGGAGGGUGUUGUGAGUGCGGGUUACGGGGUCUGGGAGCGGAGCUUGUUGGCUCUGAGGAGCUCAUGGCCCAAGGUUUUGCAGGUUUUGACUCUUUUCAGGGAACAGGGUUUGAUUCUUGCGGCUCUACUAGGGCUAUCUGCAUUUUUCUCCAUGGCAGAGACCUCCAUCACAACGCUUUGGCCUUGGAAGGUGAGGGAAUUGGCUGAAAAAGAGUCAGAGAAUGGUGUCUUCAAAAUGCUACGAAAUGAUGUUACUCGGUUUCUGACGACAAUCCUCAUUGGCACCACAGUUGUGAAUAUUGGUGCUACAGCAUUAGUCACUGAAGCUGCUACAGCCAUAUUUGGUGAAGCUGGUGUCAGUGCAGCUACUGGAGUCAUGACAGUUGCUAUUCUGCUUCUCACUGAAAUUACUCCGAAAAGUAUAGCUGUUCACAAUGCCACUGAGGUCGCAAGCACUGAUAAACUGCUAUCCCGAUUGCAUUUAGGUCAGACCAGUGGCAUGGCUUUCACUUGUACUGUAUCCUGUCGGCAGAGUCGUAACAUAUUUGUCAAUGGGAAUGCUGAAAUUGCUAGGUUUGAAAGGAAGAAGGUGAGCGAACCAUAUGUAACUGAGGAUGAACUAAAAUUGAUGUUACGUGGAGCUGAGUUAAGUGGGGCAAUUGAGGAGGAAGAACAGGACAUGAUUGAAAAUGUGUUGGAAAUAAAAGAUACUCAUGUUAGAGAGGUGAUGACACCUCUUGUUGAUGUUGUUGCCAUAGAUAGCAGUGCAACACUUGUUGAUUUCCAUAACUCCUGGGUGGAGCAUCAGUACUCCAGGGUUCCUGUCUUUGAGGAGCGAAUUGACAACAUUGUUGGUAUUGCAUAUGCAAUGGAUCUUUUGGAUUAUGUGCAGAAGGGGGAACUUCUCGAAAGUUCGGUGGUGGGAGAUAUGGCCCACAAACCUGCAUACUUUGUUCCUGAUCUCCGGCACAUCUUUGAAUAUGUAGCUGGUGUGAGAAGCACAAUUAUCAUUAUCUCAAGCCACAUGUAUAAUUCAAUGUCUGUGUGGAAUCUUCUUAGAGAAUUUCGCAUCAGGAAGGUACACAUGGCUGUUGUUCUGAAUGAAUACGGAGGAACAGUUGGUAUUGUGACCCUUGAAGACGUGGUUGAAGAAAUUGUUGGUGAAAUUUUUGAUGAAAAUGAUUCAAAGGAGGAAAUUCGGAAAAAAACUGGAUAUGUGGUUAUGCGUGCUGAAGGUAUAUUUGACGUGGAUGCUAAUACAUCUAUCGACCAGCUAUCUGAAGAUCUAAACAUUAAAAUGCCAGAGGGUCAUCAGUAUGAAACAGUGUCAGGUUUUGUCUGUGAGGCAUUUGGAUAUAUCCCGAGGACAGGUGAGACCAUAAAAGUGGUCCUUGAAAGAGCUUGUCAAGAAGAUCAUGGUGAUUAUAAUGGGGCAGAAUCUAACCGUCUAGAUGAAAAUGAGAAGACUCAUAUAUUUAAACUUGAGAUAUUGGCUGGAAAUGCAAGAAAGGUUAGUGCUGUUCGGUUUGAACGAAUAAACAAUGAAGAGGCGUCAUCAGGGGCCAAAGACGUUACUGUUUUGGUAACGAAAAUUAGGAAAAUGAAAUCAGGCAGUGAAGAUGAAUUAGUUAGGACAGAGUUUGAUGAGGAUCCAGUUCACCAAGUAGCAAAUGAUUAUGUGCCUAUACAGGAAGACAGUAAUAAGGAUCAGUCGAGCAAUUAGUAAUUGUAUUCACUAAAAGACAAGCAAGAAAAAGAAGAGAGAGGGAGAGAGAAUCGAAAAGUUGAAUGUAGUUUCAUUGCUCAUUCUUUUCCCAUAUGAGUUGAAAUGAAAGUGCGGAGUAAUUUUGGUUUAGAAAUAAAUACUGCUGCAGUUUUGUGCAUGAUUUAGCUGCAAAUGAACUUCCAAAGCUGAAAAUAUGUUGAGAAAGCCCCAACAAAGGGAAGGAAAGGACAGAUGGCGGACUGUUCGUUGUGUCUGAUGGCUUUGUCUUUGUUCGGCUGACCAUAUCUUAACCCUUGCACGUUCGAGGAACAAAAACAAUGUGGAGCUAAUGUGCACUGAUGCCAUGGAGUGCCUUUUGGUGUUUUCCUUGUGUGGAGAUAUUUUGUUCUUUGUUCUUUCUU